This is a messenger RNA of Somion occarium, 2606 nucleotides long. The record is from the annotation of a GenBank genome assembly. Lineage: Eukaryota; Fungi; Basidiomycota; Agaricomycetes; Polyporales; Cerrenaceae.
GGUGUACGCAUCUGUCCAUCCGUCUGCUCCAUCCCAAGCUCUUAAGGCGAGGCCAAGCUGCAUCCGUGAGUAAUUCUCUCUCUUCCUCGAAACUGCAUGCAGCUGCCACCAUGGACGUCUUCGGGGCAGUUUAUAUCAUAGAGAAUGCCCAGCAAUUCUGGUCUGAACUGGAAGAAAUUCUCCAUAAUAUACCCCCUGACUGCACCCUGUCAAGAUUGGACUCGACCUUACGAAGUUUCAUAUCACUCUGUUCCUCCUAUCAUGAGCAAUACUUGCAGAGCCCUCUUCAAUUGGAACACUCGUGUGACCUGCUACUUGCGUCCGAAUUGUUCACUUUUCAUUCAGAGCGGAUGUGUGAGCUGUUGCUACACGACGCACAACGAACGACAGAUCCUCAUUCACAGCUAAUUCUCUACAAUAUCCUUCUCUCAUUUGGUCGACGUAAUUCCACGUUUCUUCGUUCACACAAGAGAUGGGAGCCGGUGCUUCCCCUCCUCAUGGACCACAUCACACUCGAGAUAGACCCGGACGUUGAUGACACGUUCAUAGGCGGAUCUACAUCAGGCUCAAGCUCAGGCGCGUAUAGAGGACUCGCAGUCCCCAUCGAAGUCAAACUCCGGUCACUUUCUAUUAGGUUGCUGUACGAAGUCUGUCGAGUGCAAAAGCUUUCACUGCACGAUCUUAAACUCUUCAAUGAUGGCUUCAUUGCACAUCUCUUUGAUCUUGUGGAGCAGACGAGAAAUCAACAAGAUGAAUCAUUCAACUACUCCGUCAUAAAGCUCAUAGUCGCCCUGAACGAGCAAUUCAUGGUCGCCUCAUUGCACCCCGAAACACCCCAACCAGACGCCAAGUUUCCUCGCGAUGGGAAUAAGUCCGGGUCGGAGAAUCGAGUACUACGGGUUCUCAUGUCUCGAUUAGGCUUGAGUAUGACCUUUGGCGAGAAUCUCAUCUUCAUGUUGAACAGAGCCAAUCGUACAAACGAAGAUCUCGUCAUGCAGUUGCUCGUCCUAAAGCUAUUGUAUCUCUUGUUCAACACGAAGGGGACGGCUGAAUACUUCUAUACGAACGAUCUGUGUGUCCUUGUGGACGUGUUCCUUCGGGAGAUCGUCAACCUAGAUGAAGACAACGAGUCGCUACGUCAUACCUAUUUGCGAGUUCUCCAUCCACUUCUCACGAAGACCCAGCUUCGGGCAAUGCCAUACAAACGUCCUCAAAUUGUUCGUGUCCUAGAAUCCCUCAUCGAAAAUGAGAAGGUUCGGGAUGUCGAUCCUACGACUAAGCGUCUUGUGGAACGAUGUUUGAGUGGCGAUUGGUGUGUUCAAUUCCGAAAGCUCGGACUCGCGGACAAGGCAGAACUUGAGCGACGAGUGGAUAGUCCAGGAUUCGAUGCAGUCUCCAUCACCUCUGCCCCUCAAGCCAGCAGCAGUCGCACACUGUUCGAACCAAACGCUGACACUGACAAAUCCGCGGGCAAGAGCAAGGUACUGAAAUCCAGCCGAAGUGUGGAGAACCUCAAACUCAAGCCGCACAGGCAUCGCUCUGGACAUCACAACCAGACGUUGCAUCAUCUGGGCAAUUCGAGCUCUUCGAGCCUUCCUCGAGUCGCGUCGGCGGCUGUCCCUCCACGAAAUUUAGGGGCACCUCGUUCGCGAAGAGAUCGUGCUGGUUCCGUGAGCGGAGAGACGCCUGCGUCUACGCACGAACGCAAAGCAUCGACUUUAGUGGAUACAGCUUCGUUCACAUCAGAACCUGAGCUUUCCCCCGUUGACACCCCUGAGAUUCGCGUAGUUCCCGCCUCAUCUUCCCCAGGUAACCACGCCGGACCACCAAGGUCUCCAACACCACACCAUCCUCACUCGUCUUCACCUCGACGAACAGCUCCUGCCCCUCCACCAAAACGCCGGAAACCACCAGCAGUUCCUGCUCAAGCCAGAGGUAGUAAAACCUUGCCAGGAUUGACCAGCUCUGCUUCACAGCCUGUCCUCAGCCCUCUCGGUCAAGGAGCUCGGAAGGCUCUUCCACAUUAGCACACUACAUCUCUUGCAACGCGGAUGGAUACGUACUUUACUACUCAGUAUUAAUGACUGGAUGAUGAUAUAUGAUACCCGUAUAGAAACUCAUACGUCUCGAUGGAACACCUUGAGGCUGAGGAGGCCAUGCCUUGUUGUCACUUGACAGCGGACCACGGCAUGCCAGUGGUAUACCUUUACGAGAAGUUUUGGGCCACGCAUUCGUUCAGCAUUCUGUUUUGCUCACAAUCGUCUCAUUACACAGUCCCAGAAAUGUACCGUCUCCUGACUCGGUCAUGCAUCUCUUCCAGCUAUGAUAUUGGUGUGGAGUGGCAAAAAGAAUGGUGUGUAAGAUUGGGAUAAUUGCAUGGCAGGAUUUUACCGUGUGAGUUGCUUGACCGCUGGAGAAUCGUGAACGAUGAGUCAGGGAGUAUGUAGGAAGGGAAGACAACGGUGACAUGAGCAUAACCAUUAUGUAUCAGACAACCAGUUACUCGUGGAUGUAUACGACGCUCCUGUACAGCUCCUCGUCGUCGUCGCUACCUACAAUACAGAAGCAUUCUCCUCGCAUGCAAAAUCAAUCUCUGCAUCGUUAUG